This is a messenger RNA of Octopus bimaculoides (California two-spot octopus), 1966 nucleotides long. RefSeq names its product coiled-coil domain-containing protein 85C-A. The record is from RefSeq and is a predicted model, not a curated record. Lineage: Eukaryota; Metazoa; Mollusca; Cephalopoda; Octopoda; Octopodidae.
AUCAUAUAUGAAGUCACUUGUUGACUGUGACAAGCCUCUCUGUUCUUUUGUCACCAGUGAUUGCAUUUCCUCAUUUUCUGUCCUUCUCGUAAACAUACCUGGAGAGAAAUGGUGUAAAAACUUAAGUUGGGACAGAGGAAACAUUUCUCACCGAAGGAAUAUAUAUAUGGCUAUGUCUAGCUGUUCCAUGCUGACCAAUGAAAUGAAUUUGACCCACCAACGAUGACCUCAAACCUAAUAUCAAAAAGUAGGAUUGCCGAAGGAGAUCCUCGUCACAAGAGCCAUGAAGAAGUAUUACACAUGGUACAGCAGCUGCAAUCAGAGAACAAAAACUUGAUGCUCAACCAUGACACCAUGGUAAAGGACAUCAACCGACGACUACAGGUGCACUUGAUGGAGAUCCGAGGUCUGAAGAGCGUCAACCAAAAACUGCAGGAUGACAAUCAAGAGCUGCGAGACCUGUGCUGCUUCUUGGAUGAUGAGCGCCAAAGUGGCAAGAAGUUGGCUAAAGACUGGCAGAAGUUUGGUCGGUAUACAGCCAGUGUGAUGCAGACUGAGGUGAUGAACUACCACGAAAAAUUACGAGAACUUGAGAUGAAACAAGAAGAACUGAUUAAAGAUAACUUGGAAAUGCAAGAAUUGUGUCUUUACAUGGGCCGAGAACAUUUGUUUGACAACGACAGAGAUGAUGGAGAUGGCAGCAGUAAUGGGACAACAGGAGGCAAUGAGAAAAUUGAAGAAGUCAACCAAACUCAGACUCCAUCCGGUGACCAGUCAGGACAAAACUCUAUUCCUGAUCAAACAUUAAAUUAUAUACAACUUGAACAGCAAACAAACGAUGCUAAUAGUAAUUAUCCCAACACCUUCAAGCCACCUGGACCAGUUCGGGCUCAGAUGGUGACCAGCUGGAGCAAACCUGCAAACUGUAUUGGUAGUACAGCCAACCCACCCAGAACUAUGCAGUACUCUCAACAACAACAACAACAAUACUACCACCAACGGCAAGAGAAAUACCAUCAACAGCAACAACAACCCCAACAGUAUCAACAAAAUCUCCGACAACAACCUGAAGAGAAACAACAGAACCCUCCACCUCGCCCACAUCCACCGAAUUCUUCAUCUCAACCUGAUGCUGUUACACAUGCAAUGAAGGUGUUGGAAGUUCAUCAGCAACUGGAAUCUCCCAGGAAUAACAUUGACAGCAACAAUGAUCUUGGUGAUAAUGAAAAGGCCAUCGUUCGAGAAAUGUGCAAUGUUGUAUGGCGGAAGCUGGAAAGUGUAUCUCCUAGAAGACAAUAUCCUCACAAACAGUCUAAUUCUUUGUUGGAGCACGAGUCAGCAAAGACUUCACUACAAACUUCCCAGUCUAGGAACAGUCUCUCCAGACCACUACCGGCACAGCAGAAACAAUCAUCACAGCCGUACAUUGAGAAGCAACCAAGUGUCACAUCGUAUCCACAACAGUACUAUCCUCAUCACUCACCUCAAUCCCCGCCCCCCUCUCAGAAACUGGCCAAUUCUAACUCCAGAUACAGCAGCGCCAGUUCAUACAUGACCCGUUCUCGACAGUCUUCUUCAUCAACUCUUUCACCAACUUCAAAAGUCAAACCCAUGCCAUACUCUGCCACAGAAAAUAGAAUUGAUCAACGCCAUUUUUAAAGUUGGGCAUUCUUAGAGGAGUGUUCCUCACCACGAACUCUUUCGUGUACUUUAGCUUGCUCGAGUACAGAAUUGUGUGUGUGUGCAUAUAUAUAUAAAUAUAUAUAUAUAUAUAUAUAGUGCAUACAUGGAUAUGUGUAUAUGUAUAUGCGUGGGUAUAAAUAUAUUUGAGUAUGUUUGUAUGGGUGUGUGUGUGUGCUUGAGAGAGAGAGAUUAUAUUAAAAAUAAUAAGCAGAUAAUCUAACAUCCCACCAAUUAACAACAUUGUAAUUAUCUGCAGAACAGAUAACUAAUUUUGAAGAAAUUU